CAGAUGCAUAGAAAACCACAAUUCCACAGCCCUUCUUAUCAUCCAUGUUUCCUCCUCUGCAAUAACAAAAGGGAGCUCUGGUAGAAUGCAGGAACAAGUAGCAAUAAUCAUCGGAGCUGGCCCAUCUGGGCUUGCCACGGCGGCGUGCUUCAGCCGCCUAUCAAUCCCAUACAUAAUACUCGAGAGAGAAGAUUGUUUCGCUUCUCUCUGGAAGAAAUAUGCCUACGACCGUCUCCAGCUCCACCUUAGAAAGCAAUUCUGUGAACUCCCCCACAUGCCAUUCCCGGCGUCUUUUCCGACGUACGUACCAAAAAGCAUGUUCAUCCAAUACUUAGACGACUAUGUCUCCCAUUUCAACAUUAAUCCCCUGCACAGGAGGACCGUUGAGUCCACAGAGUACGAUGAGGUCUCCAAGACAUGGCAAGUGAAGGCAAGAAAUGCAGGCUCCGGUGAGGUUGAGGAUUAUCGCGGGAAGUUUUUGGUGGUGGCGACCGGGGAAGCCACAGAUCCUUAUACGCCGGAGAUUGAGGGAUUGGACACUUUCUCCGGUGAGAUUCUUCAUUCUACUCAGUUCAAAUCUGGGAAGGAGUUCAACGGCAAGAAGGUUUUGGUUGUUGGGUCUGGGAAUUCUGGAAUGGAAAUCGCCUUGGACCUUGUCAAUCAUGGUGCCAACACUUACAUUAUUGUUCGAAGCCCUGUUCAUUUUCUGUCAAGGGAGAUGAUAUACAUGGGGUUAGUUUUAUUGAAGCGAUUUGAGGUAGGCACGGUGGACUCGUUGAUGGUGAUGAUGAGCAAGGUGGUUUAUGGGGAUCUGAGCAAGUAUGGAAUAAGAAGGCCUAGUGAGGGUCCUUUCUAUAUGAAGGAUAAGUACGGCAAGUAUCCGGUGGCCGACGUCGGAGCCUAUGAAAAGAUCAAGGCCGGAGAAAUUCAGGUGAUACCAGCAGAAAUAGCAAGCAUGAGUGGGAAGGAGCUACUUUUCGAGGACGGCAAGUCACGUUCAUUUGACACAAUUGUUUUCUGUACCGGUUUCAAGAGGUCUACGAGCUUGUGGCUCAAGGGAGAUGAUUAUCUUUUGAACGAGGACGGGCUUCCAAAGCCAAGUUACCCUAAUCAUUGGAAGGGAAAGAAAGGGUUAUACUGCGUCGGAUUUGCAAGAAAAGGGAUUUAUGGAGCUAGCACUGAUGCACAAAAUAUAGCUGAUCAUAUCAAGUCUCUCUUGUAAAAAAAUGUCAUGUUCCGCAUAAAAUUCUGAAAUAAACUUUUUUAUUUUCAGUGAAUUGUCUUUGUGGACGAUGAGGCUAAUAAUACUCAUUAUGCUCUAAAGAAUUUUAUUAA
Molecule: messenger RNA, 1335 nt
Organism: Corylus avellana
Lineage: Eukaryota; Viridiplantae; Streptophyta; Magnoliopsida; Fagales; Betulaceae
Product: putative indole-3-pyruvate monooxygenase YUCCA10
Molecular function (GO): flavin adenine dinucleotide binding; monooxygenase activity; NADP binding
Source: RefSeq, a predicted model, not a curated record